AUGGGAGAGCUACAGUAUUAUGUCGGAGUCAGCGUUGUCCAGGAUAAACAGAAUAACCGACUAUGGCUACACCAGAGACAGUACAUUAACAAAAUAGUCGUAAAGUUUGGACAAGCUGAAGCUAAAACGGUCGCAACGCCUGCUGACGUGAAUGUCAAGUUAAUCAAAGAAGACAGAGUCAGUAAACCAGUUGAUCCAACGCAAUACCAGUCCAUCAUCGGAAGUUGUCGCCACUCGCCACUUGCAGUCGCCACUCGUCCAGAUAUUGCAUAUGCAGUGGGAGUUUUGUCAAAAUUUUGUGCUAAACCGUCGGAAGCACAUCUAACUGCUGCUAAACGAGUUCUACGAUAUUUAAAAGGAACUGAAAAUCUUGGCUUGAAGUACGAUGGAUCCACUGACGAAAGUUUAACGGUCUACUCCGAUGCUGAUUGGGCAGGUGACCUUGAUGACCGACAUUCUACUAGUGGUAAUGCAUUAAUUAUGGCAAGUGGAGCAGUAAGCUGGUUGAGUAAGAAGCAACCGACAGUUGCAAUGUCGACAGCAGAGGCAGAAUAUGUCGCCUUGAGUUUCGCUACGCAAGAAACAAUAUGGCUUCGUCAGUUACUUGGUGAUAUUGGUCAACCGUUGGCUGAAGCAACUGUGAUCUACGAAGACAACCAAGCAGCUAUUUCGAUAGCGAAGAAUCCUGUAUCGCAUGCACGAACCAAGCACAUUGAUACACGCUAUCAUUUUAUUCGUGAGGAGCUACAAAGUGGAGUUAUUGCUCUCGAGUACGUUCCAACAAGUGAAAUGGUCGCAGACAUUCUGACGAAACCGUUAUCGAAAUCUCAGUUCGUGAAACUCCGAAAUGCUCUUGGACUAGAACUUAUUGUUUAA
Messenger RNA from Paramuricea clavata, 876 nucleotides. The record is from the annotation of a GenBank genome assembly. NCBI's taxonomy places the organism in Eukaryota, Metazoa, Cnidaria, Anthozoa, Malacalcyonacea, Plexauridae.